CCAAAUUCUCUCUUUCUUUCUCUCUCUCUCUCUCAAAACCUAACUCGAGAAGCUGCUGUUGUGGAGCCCAAAUCGGUCCAAACCUUUGCUGGAUUCACGCAUCUUUACUUUGUUUUUAAUCGCAAACUUGUCCGCCGACCAAGACCGACCUUAACUAUUCACUCAUCAAUCAUACCCACACAGGAACCGAAAUUAUCAAUUUCUACUACUGGGUUUUUAUCUCGAUCUGUUCAUCCAACUCUUUUCACUUCAGAUCUUCCUAAUUUCUCCAUUUCUUCAAAGUUAGUUCCCGAUUUGAAGAAAAAAAGGUGGGUGGAGGAGGGGAAAUGCUGUUCUGUGCUAAAUGAGGAGAAUUUGUGGGUUAAUUGUGUUGAAAUGAGGUAUGAUACCUGUGUUAAUGAACUUGCUAAGAGCUUGUUUCCAACCAAGAGCAGAUCGGUACGCUCAUCACUCUGGUUCAGAAUCAGUUGGUCGUCAAGAUGGUCUUUUGUGGUAUAAAGAUAUUGGACAACACUCUAAUGGUGAAUUCUCUAUGGCUGUAGUUCAAGCUAAUAAUUUGCUUGAAGAUCAAAGCCAACUCGAGUCUGGCUCUCUUAGCACACUCGAGUUGGGUCCUUAUGGAACUUUUAUUGGUGUUUAUGAUGGUCAUGGUGGACCAGAAACUUCAAGAUACAUCAAUCAACACCUUUUUCAACAUCUUAGAAGAUUUACAUCAGAGAAUCAAUCAAUGUCAGUGGAAGUAAUAAGGAAAGCAUUCGAAGCAACUGAAGAUGGGUUUUUGUCAGUUGUCGCUAAACAAUGGUCAGUGAAACCACAAAUUGCUUCGGUUGGAUCAUGCUGCCUAGUUGGGGUGAUUUGCAGUGGGAAUCUUUACAUUGCCAAUCUUGGCGAUUCUCGUGCUGUUUUGGGAAAGACUGUGAAAGCAACAGGGGAAGUUGUGGCGAUCCAGCUUUCAGCUGAGCACAACGUGGCUAUAGAGUCCGUUAGACAAGAGCUGCAAUCUUUGCACCCUAAUGACUCGCAGAUAGUAGUUCUAAAGCACAAUGUUUGGCGUGUGAAGGGACUUAUACAGAUUUCAAGGUCCAUAGGCGAUGUAUAUUUAAAGAAGGCUGAAUACAAUAGAGAGCCGUUGUAUGCCAAGUUUCGACUUCGUGAGCCAUUUAGUAGACCACUCUUGAGCUCAGACCCAACAAUCACGGUUCAUCAAAUCCAGCCAUAUGAUCAAUUUAUUAUUUUUGCAUCGGAUGGCCUCUGGGAGCAGUUAACCAACCAGGAGGCUGUUGAUUUCGUUAGAAACCAUCCUCGCAAUGGAAUUGCGAAAAGGUUGGUGAAAGCUGCACUGCAAGAAGCAGCGAAGAAGAGAGAAAUGAGAUACUCGGACUUGAAGAAGAUAGAUCGAGGGGUGAGAAGGCAUUUUCACGAUGACAUAACAGUUAUUGUUGUGUUUUUAGAUACGAAUAUGGUGAGCAGGGCUGGUUCAUUCAAGAGCCCUAACCUUUCGGUGAAGGGUGGUGGAGUAAGUCUUCCUUCUAAUACUCUGGCACCUUCUAAUUGAGAGAAGGUUUAAGGUUUUACUUGAAAUUCUGAAAUGCUGCUAGCUGAAAUAGUAGUACUAGUAGUAUAUGUAUUUGACUUUUGUUAUCUAAAAAAAUGUGAAUAUACUUUGGUGGUGGGAGCAGCAAUAAUUGUUUUAGAGUAACUUCUAUGUAACUGCUAGUAUUUUACUUUGGGUUUUUUUCUUGAUCCAAGAAAACUCAGUAUUUUACUACUUCAAUAUUCAGCUUGAAAUCUAGUGUU
Molecule: messenger RNA, 1797 nt
Organism: Impatiens glandulifera
Lineage: Eukaryota; Viridiplantae; Streptophyta; Magnoliopsida; Ericales; Balsaminaceae
Product: probable protein phosphatase 2C 46
Exons: 5
Coding region: 383-1555 (390 amino acids)
Biological process (GO): protein dephosphorylation
Molecular function (GO): cation binding; protein serine/threonine phosphatase activity
Source: RefSeq, a predicted model, not a curated record